Sungouiella intermedia is the source of this 1707-nucleotide messenger RNA. Lineage: Eukaryota; Fungi; Ascomycota; Pichiomycetes; Serinales; Metschnikowiaceae. The record is from the annotation of a GenBank genome assembly.
AUGCCUGCGUCUCCAGAGAAAAGCGCAGAGACUCACUUGCCUAAACCAAUUGGACCAGUGUCCAAAUCGUCCAAUAGCAAUGGACCAAAAGUGUCCAUCAAGAAGGACCACGUGAACCUCCGGAAAUUCAGAACAACUGACAGUACGCAAUCGAAGACUGCCUUCAAGUCUUCUAGAGCAAGAAGACUGUCACGUUUCUCCAUAGACCUGGAGGUUGACAGUCAAGCAUCGAUUUCUUCGCAGGAAACCGAAGAGGAUGUCUUCUAUCCGCACUUCCACCCCCAUACUAAAGUCAACGGCAUAGAUUUUACCGACCUAGAGGAGUUUGUGGUCAACGAGGAUGAAAUUAGUAGAGAGAGGCUGCAAAUGAACCAGACUCGCAGAGAUUCGCAAGACCAAAAGAACAAAAACGCUCUCAAGUAUACUCCAACAAGAGAUAACUUGGGCUUAUUUGGCUUCGAGAUACCUUCCCGUUAUUCAUUCUAUCAUUCUGAGAACGAGGAUACCAUUCAUGCAGCCAACUUGCGAGAGCUUGUUGCGCAUGUGUCUUCCUGGUCAGACUUAUUCAAGAACGGACGAGCUACCUGGUGGCUAGACUGUACUUGCCCCACCGAUGCAGAAAUGAAAGUGCUUUCUAAGGCGUUUGGCCUCCACCCAUUGACUGCGGAAGAUAUUAGAAUGCAAGAGUCAAGAGAGAAAGUCGAAUUGUUUGCCAAUUACUACUUUGUCUGUUUCCACACCUUUGAACAGGACCAAGAGUCUGAAGACUAUUUGGAACCCAUCAAAAUCUUCAUUGUGGUUUUCAGGGAAGGUGUCCUCACCUUCAAGUUCUCGCCAACUCCACAUCCAGCUAACGUUAGACGUCGUGCUCGUCAGUUGAGUGACUAUGUAAACGUCAACUCGGACUGGAUUUGCUAUGCUCUUAUCGAUGACAUUACUGAUGCCUUUGCUCCGGUUAUUAGAAAUAUUGAAUACGAGGCAGAUGCUAUCGACGACUUUGUAUUCCAGCUCAGACUGUCGGAUUUUGGUCAUAUGUUGCUACGCAUCGGUGAGUGUAGAAAGGUGGUGAUGACUCUUAUGAGAUUGCUUACCAACAAGGCCGAUGUCAUCAAGAUGUUUGCCAACAGAUGCAGCAGUCCAAUGAAUACUGGCGACAACGGCAGUGUCGGACCGUUGGAUCCCCUAGCCACGCACGUUGAAUCCCACUUUUCCCAGCCACGUUCAGAUAUUGCUCUCUAUUUGGGAGAUAUUCAAGACCAUAUUGUUACAAUGUUUCAGAACUUAAGUGCUUACGAGAAGAUCUUCAGCCGGUCAGAAAGCAACUAUUUGUCCCAGUUGCAGGUCAAGUCCUUGGAUUCAGGGUUGAAUUUCUCAAUGUUGUUGGAGAAUUUAACCAUUCUAGGAAGCAUUUUUGUUCCUUUAAACAUUAUUACUGGUUUAUUCGGUAUGAACGUUCUUAUUCCAGGGAAGGGGGGCUCUACAUACUGGUGGUUUAUUGGUAUUGUCAUUGUAAUGAUUUUGAUGAGUUGUACAGUUUUUGUCCUAUUCAAAAUUUGGAUUAAGCGAAACGAAAAACGUGAAGACUCAGGUGAUUCAGACUCCUUUGUAACGUCCAUUAAAAGCAAAAGCAUCAAGUCCAAAGUACGACAAAGGGCACGAUCUGUGGUCAAUUUUCUGGAUGAUUAUGGGGUACGUGGUAGAACUUAG